This is a messenger RNA of Drosophila persimilis, 811 nucleotides long. RefSeq names its product peroxiredoxin-6 (gene Prx6a). Gene Ontology annotation, cellular component: mitochondrion; cytosol. Gene Ontology annotation, biological process: cellular oxidant detoxification; cell redox homeostasis. The transcript has 3 exons. Gene Ontology annotation, molecular function: peroxiredoxin activity. Bases 51 to 725 code for a protein of 224 amino acids. The record is from RefSeq and is a predicted model, not a curated record. Lineage: Eukaryota; Metazoa; Arthropoda; Insecta; Diptera; Drosophilidae.
CGGCACUUUUGUUUCUCCAAAACUUUAAAGUCUUGGUUGAAUAUUAAACAAUGAAAAUGCCGUGCAGCCCUCUGAAUAUCGGCGAUCAGUUUCCCAACUUCGAGGCCGAGACUAGUGUGGGAAAAAUAGACUUUUACGAUUGGAUGAACGAUUCGUGGGCCAUUCUCUUCUCGCAUCCGGCCGACUUUACGCCGGUGUGCACUACAGAGCUGGCCCGAGUGGCUGCAUUGAUUCCAGAGUUCCUAAAGCGUGGUGUGAAGCCCAUUGCCUUGUCCUGUGACACUGUGGAGUCGCACAAGGGCUGGAUUGAAGACAUCAAAAGCUUUGGCAAAUUGACCAGUUUUGAGUAUCCCAUCAUUGCUGAUGACAAGCGCUUGCUGGCGCACCAGCUCUCAAUGCUGGACAAGGAUGAGCUGAAUGCGGAUGGCCUUCCUCUGACCUGCCGUGCCGUGUUUAUCGUUGAUGAAAAGAAGAAAUUGCGUCUUUCCAUUUUGUAUCCUGCUACCACCGGACGCAAUUUCGAUGAAAUCCUACGCGUCAUCGAUUCGCUGCAGUUGACCCAGACGAAGAGCGUGGCCACUCCAGCCGACUGGCAACAGGGAGGCAAAUGCAUGGUGCUGCCCACCGUUAAGGGAGAAGAUGUUCCGAAUCUCUUCCCCAAGGGCAUUGAGACCAUUGAGGUGCCAUCCGGCAAGGGUUAUCUUCGCACCACUCCACAGCCCUAAGAGCGAACAUUCCGAACACAUUGUUUUGAAACAUGACUUUAUUACAAAAAUUAUAAUUAAUAACAAUAAAAAUAAUGCACAAUAAA